AUGGCAAUCCGCCACGCAACUUUCUACGGUGGAGGCGACGCAUCCGGCACUAUGGGCGGCGCGUGCGGGUACGGGAACCUAUACAGCCAAGGUUACGGCGUGAACACGGCGGCUCUUAGCACGGCGCUGUUUAACAACGGACAGAGUUGUGGAGCGUGCUUCGAGAUCAAGUGCGACAAGGACCAGGACCCCAGUGGUGCACUUCGGGCAGCCCGUCCAUCUUCAUCACGGCCACCAACUUCUGCCCGCCGAACUACGCUCUGCCCAACGACGAAGGCGGGUGGUGCAACCCGCCCCGGCCCCACUUCGACCUCGCCCAGCCAAUGUUUCUCAAGAUCGCCCAGUACCGUGCUGGAAUUGUCCCCGUCAAAUUCCGCCGGCUCGACAGACUUUGAGUACCAAUAG
Messenger RNA from Striga hermonthica, 405 nucleotides. The record is from the annotation of a GenBank genome assembly. NCBI's taxonomy places the organism in Eukaryota, Viridiplantae, Streptophyta, Magnoliopsida, Lamiales, Orobanchaceae.